AUGCUCACAAACACGUCUCGAAUCGCUCUAGCAGCCCUAGCCACCGCCAUACCCGCCCUCGGCGCCACGAUCGACCUUCAGGCUCGUCAGCCCAAUCAAAUGGUCGCCGCCAUCUGGUCCGCCCCGGACGCGGACAUCGACAUCGCAGUCACCAAGGUCGCCAGCAACUUCGCCAUCAUCACCUGGGACGGAAAGGUAGUGUACGACGGCACUGCGGACGGCAUCAAGUGCGACGGGAAGACCUACACCAUCAGCGGCGGGUGUUUCGGAUCCUCGCGCUCAUUCAGCUGUGACAUGGGCGACAAGAACCCUAAAACAUGUAAAAGCGAUUCCGAGGGCUUGAGCAAUGUGGGACAGCCAGAGACCGACAUCACUGGGGGGGCCAAGAUCACGUCAUUCGCUUGCACCACCUCGAUCAUCCUGGAGAGGUCCGAGAACUGCGAGCCGGACAGCACGGGGUUCAAGGUGGAGGUCGGGGAAUAG
This is a messenger RNA of Anthostomella pinea, 483 nucleotides long. The record is from the annotation of a GenBank genome assembly. NCBI's taxonomy places the organism in Eukaryota, Fungi, Ascomycota, Sordariomycetes, Xylariales, Xylariaceae.